UGUUUUCAUAUGGAUGCAAACACUUCUUUGGGUUUAGUGUUAUUAGAUGUUUAGUAUGUUUUUUUUUUUUUUACUUUUGUAGACACUAAUGUAAAUACCAAAACAAUUGAUUGUAGGAAAUAAACCUUGUAAGUAUAAAGUGUAGAGUGUAAAUGGACGAGCUGCUGUGGUUGUGGUUUUGGCGCGGUGAGUGACUCUGGCACUGGGCUCUGCAGCCUGGGAGUUACAGCUUCAUCCUCUCAGGUUCAGUGUGGGUUAGGAUGCUGGGAAAUAAGUUUGUGUUUCAGAUGUCAGGCCUGAGGGAUCUUCAGCAGAAAGCAGAGCUGAUCCAGGGCAUCAGACAGCUCCAGGGUCAAUACAUAGGAGGAUCUAUUUACAACGAGGCAAUGACUCAUCUCAUCAUCACUAAGCCUUCAGCGAGUGAGAAGUUCCUUGCAGCUUGUGCUGGAGGGAAAUGGAUUGUGACUCCCCAGUUUGUUCUGGACAGUGUAAAACACUUGGCAUGGCUACCUGAAGCCUCCUAUGAGUUAAACCUCACUGCUAACACCAAGACCCAUGCGACUGCAAACCCUCUUCAGAAAUGGAGGGAGAAAGUUGCCCGAGGCAUCAAGUCUGGAGCUUUUCAGGAUUGGGUUGUUUAUCUUGAGAUUGAGGACCAUGUUAGGAGAGCCAUGUUUGAAAGAAUUCUGAAAGCAGGAAAGGCUGUGCUCUGCCCUGACGAAUCGGCCUCUCCACCCAUUACACACGUGUUAACCAAAGGCGCAUCCAAAACCUCUCGGGAACUUUCAGCAAAUUAUUUCAACAUCAGCUACAUUGCUGAACAUCUCUUUGGGGCAGUGUGCGCAGAGUUGGACUCGUCCAUUAAUUUGAACAAACGAAGCCAGCAGACGAGUUGUGUUCAACCAGAGGUCAUGGAGUGCAGUUCUAUAAUAGUGCAGGAUGAACCAAUGGAUGUAACAGAUUAUUCCCCUCUUUUAAAGCUAGAGGAAACACUUAAAGACUACAUCACCAGAAUGGAGGCGCAGAAACGAAACCUGCUGAAAGUCCCUGGGUUUUAUAGCUACUACACCCCCGUCUUUCCAACACAGGCCACAGUGGUGGAUUUCAGUAAUGUUCGGAGCCUGGUCGAGUGCGGGCUCUACCCCCAGGCUCUUGAAGAGUUGCAGGGUUGUCUGCACGCUGGUGUACUUCCCCCAGCCUCACUGCUUCAGGACUGCAUGCAUCAUGCACUCCAUGGUGAAGCAGAGCCGUACUUUCUCAGUAUGUUCUGCAUUGUUCUGAACGACAUCCUGCGUAAUAACCCUACAUGGAACUUUCCAGCAAGCGCCAAGUACUUCUUGCAGAUUCUGCAGUGUCCAGAAUGUAAGACAGGACUGUGGCCGUUUCUACAGACGUCUCUAAGGUUCUGCUUGGAGAGCACAAAGACCUGUCACCGACUGCCUAACCCCGCCUCAACAGAGCUGCUCCAUUUCCAUGGCAACUUCCAAGCUUUCAUUCUCAGGUUGUUUCGGUUGGAGCUUCACGCCAUCGCCUCAACUAGGCGGACGCCAGGCUCACGGGCCUCGGUGCUCUACAGCGUGUUCUGGGGCGUGUGGGAGAAGAUGACACUGAAGUCCAAACCCCUGAAGCAGCUGGCGGAGUUGCUGGUGGAAACCACACUCUGGGCUGUUCCCUCAUCUCAGCAAUGGAGGCUGCAAGUGUUGUCCACGCUGCAGGAGAUUCUGUCUGUAGUGGUGGAGUACUGGGCUCAGGAGCACUCUCAGCUCAACAGCCGGAUGGUAGAGAAAGGCUUUCAGGAUCUCGCAGAAUGCAUGGCUAUCCUGUGCCAAGACCUGCAGCCAGACACCCUGAGGGUGCUGGUUCCUGCCCUCCCAUCUCACCGGCUCAGGAUGCUCACUGCUGAUGCAAUCUACAGAAACAUCUGCACUCGGAACGGCCUGGUCGUCGGGUCAGAGCCGCUCUCCCUUCACAAGAUUGUCGUCUCCUACCUGAAGGCCCUGGGGCAGUUGUGUGGGUGCGAACCGAGGCAUUCCUCCAAGCACCAGUUUGAGAAAACCAUCGCACUAACCUCAGACAGUCAGAGUUCAGGAGAAAGACAGCGUGUGGGUGGCUCAGGUUUGGCGAAGGACAACAUGCCAAAAGGUUUCCAUCGAGUCAAUGUUGCAGGGGAGACACUCCUGCAUCGAGCAUGCAAGAGGAACCAGGUGGAGAAGGUGCUGCAGAUUCUCAGUCUUCCUGGAGUGGAUGUCAACGUUAAAGAUCAUGCAGGCUGGACGCCUUUACACGAAGCAUGUAACCAUGGCAGUGGAGAGUGUGUGAAGGCCCUCCUGGAGCACUGCCCCGGCCUGCAGCUGAACAGCCAGGUGGGAGGAGAGAGUCCACUGCAUGACGCCCUGCGUAACCAGCACACGCACAUCGCCAAGAUGCUGCUGCGCCAUGCAGGUUCUAUGCUGUUGCAGCUGCGUGAUCGUUCUGGUCACACUCCUUUGGAUCUGGUCUCCUGUGCUAGGCUGCGUGACGAGCUCCUACGCUGUGCUGAAGAAGGAGACGCGACUUUGGCUGUUCAGAGCUCUGAGGUCAGAGACAUAGCCUUUCUGGAGUCCUGCUCGUGUCUCCUCGGCUGCCUCCUCCUCACCUAUUUAACGGAGCAACACGUCCCCUCUUAUGAAUACACGGAGCCAGCGCUGGACCUCAGUCCCUCCGUAGCACAGAUGCUGCUCAGGCUGACCGCAGAGACACUAAGCUCACAGUGGCAAGACUCUCGAGCACAGGCUCUUGCUCAUGACUUGAGGACUCUGAUGAGUAUGGAACAGUGUGUGCUGCAGCUGAGUCCCACACUAAAACACUUCCACGGGGCACACACCAGUCUGCUUAUCCAGCUGCUGACGGACCUGCAGGCUGCGGGGGCGGCCAUGCUCAGUGGCAAUCCUGAACUGUGACUGGCACCUACAGUACAUUUCCACACUUUUUUAUUGAUUCUUGAUAAAAUAUUGCUAAUAAUAAUAAUUAUUAUUAUUAUUACAUUGUAUUAGACUUAAGCUACUCUCCUUGAACUGACAUGUUUCUACUUUUUUCACCACUUGUUUGAAAUAAAACACUUUUUGCACUUUUCCUAAAUGAGAAAUGAAUAGCAAGCAAAGUUUAUCUUCACAUAUUGUAAAGUUUGUAAAUUAUCUUAGAGGCAACCGGCUGCAAUAAACGCAGGAUUUCACUAGAGGAUAUGUGAACACCUGCUUGUUCUCAGA
This is a messenger RNA of Clarias gariepinus (North African catfish), 3245 nucleotides long. RefSeq names its product SMC5-SMC6 complex localization factor 1 (gene slf1). Gene Ontology annotation, biological process: positive regulation of double-strand break repair. Bases 261 to 2939 code for a protein of 892 amino acids. Lineage: Eukaryota; Metazoa; Chordata; Actinopteri; Siluriformes; Clariidae. The record is from RefSeq and is a predicted model, not a curated record. Gene Ontology annotation, molecular function: protein binding. The transcript has 19 exons.